This is a messenger RNA of Boleophthalmus pectinirostris (great blue-spotted mudskipper), 13977 nucleotides long. Its product is annotated as intermembrane lipid transfer protein VPS13C. The record is from RefSeq and is a predicted model, not a curated record. Gene Ontology annotation, cellular component: extrinsic component of membrane. Gene Ontology annotation, biological process: mitochondrion organization; protein retention in Golgi apparatus; protein targeting to vacuole. NCBI's taxonomy places the organism in Eukaryota, Metazoa, Chordata, Actinopteri, Gobiiformes, Gobiidae.
CGCGCACCAGCCGAGCGCCGAGUCAUCGAUCCGCCGAGAAGCUCUGCCGACGUCCGGCCGAAAACAGGUGAAGCAAACCCGGGCUCCGAGCACCGUGGACACCCGGGGAGAGGAGGCACCGCCGCUCCGACCUCCACCAUGUUCGAGGCUCUGGUCAGCGAUCUCCUGAACCGGUUUAUCGGGGAUUACGUGGAGAAUUUGGACAAGUCGCAGCUGAAGAUAGGCAUCUGGGGAGGAAAUGUGGUGCUGGAAAACCUGAAAGUCAAAGAAAAUGCCCUGAGUGAGUUCGACGUCCCCUUCAGAGUAAAAGCCGGACAGAUCAGUAAAUUGACGCUGAAGAUCCCAUGGAAGAACCUGUACAGUGAGGCUGUGGUGGCGACUCUGGAGGGGCUCUAUCUGCUCGUGGUUCCUGGGUCGACGAUAAAAUACGAUGCGGCGAAAGAGGAGAAGUACCAGCAGGAGCUCAAGCAGAGAGAGCUGCAGAGGAUCGAAGACGCUCUGCAAAUGGCCGCGCGAAGAGCCUCUCAAACCGGAGACAUGCUGUUUAAUCUGGAGACUGUGGUUUACAAGGAUCCUCACGUCUCAAAAGGACACAAAAAACUCAAAAAGCAUAAAAAGAGUUUGAAGAAACUCACAAAAAGACGCGACCACAGCAAAGGUAAGUCUCCCCCGGAGGAGAAGAAGGACACGUUUGUGGAGAAAAUGGCCACUCAGGUGAUCAAGAACCUGCAGGUGAAGAUCAGCAGCAUCCACCUGCGAUACGAGGACGACGUGUCAGACCCACAGCGCCCCCUGUCUAUGGGAGUCACUCUGUCAGAGCUGAGCCUGCAGACGACAGAUGAAAACUGGAAAGCUUGUAUCCUGAACGAAGCUGCCAAAAUCAUCUACAAGCUGGGCAGCCUGGAGUGCCUCUGCGCCUACUGGAACGUUCCCAGUCACAUGUUUUACAAAAGCUCUUGGGAGAACAUCAUUGAUCAGUUGAAGUCCGGGAUCAGCACCAAAACAAAGGAGCAGACGCACUACCAGUACAUUUUUAAGCCGAUUUUUGCCUCGGCUAAAAUGUGCAUCAACCCAAACGCGGAGGUGGAGCUGAAGACCCCCAAAGCUCAGCUACAGCUCGAGGUGCAGAACAUCGCCAUCGAGAUGACCAAGCCUCAGUACUUGGCCAUGGUGGAUGUGCUGGAGUCCAUCGAUUCUAUGGUGAAAAACGCUCCGUACAGGAAGUUCAGGCCUGAAGUCCCAGUCCACACAAACGCUGCUCUUUGGUGGAGAUACGCCUUCAGCAGCAUCAUGGAGGUCCACGUCAGACGCACCAGUAAAAUGUGGUCGUGGCUCAGUAUCCGACAGCACCGCGAGACUCUGAAGGCCUACAAGAACGUUUACAAGACCAAGCUCCUCAACGCCAACAAGACCAGCCAAGAUAUUGAACAAAAUAUACAGGAUUUGGAGAAAAUCUUGGACGCCUUCAACAUCACUUUAAUCCGUCAACAAGCUAAAAUGGAGGUGAUCCGCUCGGGGCAGAAGCUGGUGGCCAAGAAGUCGACGGGGCAGAAGCAGGGCUGGUUCGGAGGGUGGUUCAGUAAAAAGGCUAAGAAAGACGAACAGGAGCAGGAGGAGAGCAAAGAGACUGAGGGCUCUGGUUUGGACGACAUCAUGACGCCUGAAGAGAAACAGAAACUCUACACGGCCAUCGGGUACAGCGGCAGCUCCCACAACCUGACUCUGCCCAAAGAGUACGUGGCUGUGGUGGUGCAGUUCCAGCUGCUCCGGACCUCAGUGACCAUCAGAGAAAAACCUGAAGUUCCUGAAAUCCUCAAAGUUCAGAUCAUCGACCUGAGCACCAAGAUCUCCCAGAGACCAGGAGCCCAGGCCGUCAGGCUGGAGGCGACUCUUCAGCACUGGUAUGUGACGGGUUUACAGCAGCAGGGGGCAGUACCGUCGCUCAUCACGUCUAUGGGCGACUCCAGCUCGUCUCUGCUCAACGUGGUGUUUGAGAUGAACCCGGAGGAGAGCGCGGCCGACCAGCUGCUCCGGGUUCACUCGCAGCCCGUGGAGAUCAUAUACGACGCGCUCACAGUGAACAGUAUGGUGGACUUCUUUAAGACUGGAAAAGGCGUGGAUCUGGAGGUGCUGACUUCUGCCACUUUGUCCAAACUGGAGGAAAUCAAAGAGAAAACUGCAUCAGGUUUAUCUCACAUCAUUGAGACCAGGAAAGUUUUGGAUUUGAAGAUCGAUCUGAAACCUUCAUAUUUACUGCUGCCAAAAUCAGGUUUCUACAGCAAAACAUCAGACCUCAUCAUCGUGGACUUUGGAAGCUUAAAGUUGAACAGUGUGGAGCAGAGCGUCCUUAGCCCCGCCCCCUCCUCGUCUCUGGAGGAGAUCAUGGACCGAGCCUACGAGAGGUUCAGCGUCCAACUCAGGAAAGUCCAAGUGCUCUACAGCAAGUCCGGAGAUGCGUGGAGAGCGGCGCGUCAGCAGAGCUCCUCCGUGCAGCACGUCCUUCGGCCCAUGGACUUUAAUCUGCAGCUGGCCAAGAGCAUGGUGGACAACGACGCCCGCAUGCCCAAGUUCAAAGUCUCAGGAGAGCUUCCUCUGCUUCAUGUGAAGAUCUCAGACCAAAAGAUCCAGAGUCUGUUUGAGCUCGUGGACAACAUCCCCCUGCCAAACAUGGGCUCUGCUCCCUCCACGCCCACAGACAAGGUCCUGUCCUUGGUUGAGUCCAGACCCAGAGCUUUGAAUCUUCAGAGUGCCAUUCUCCCAAACAUAGAAACAGACUCAGAGGAGGACGUCAGUGAGAAAUCUCAAGACGAGGAUCAUCAGCACGUCCCGGAGGAGCUCACAGAAGUGCAGUUCAAGUUCGAAGUCAAAGAGGUGUUACUGGAGCUGACGCAGCAGGUGGACCAGGAGAGGCCGGUGCUGUUACUGAGCGUGUGUCAGCUCGGAGCAGAGGGACGAAAACGCAGCUACGACCUCAGCGCCACCGCGUAUCUAAACAAGAUCACGCUCGACUACUGCGACGUGCCCGCUGGCAGAAGUCCUCUGCACCUCAUGAGGUCGUCAGAGCAACACGGCUGCACUCUGCUCAAAGUGGAGUACACCAGGGCCGACCCCUGUGGCCCCAGCUUCCAGACUCAGUUUGCAAACACAGAACAAACUCUAAAGGUGGAGUUCUCGGCUCUGGACUUCCUGCUCCACACCAAAGCUCUUCUGUCCACAGUGAACUUCAUGCACAGUGCCACACCCCCAAAGCUCAGGGCUUCAGCGGAGAGAGACGCCAAGAAGCAGGUGGAGAAGACAACACAGGGAAAGACUGUGUCCAAAGGGGCCAAAGAUGCAGAUAUCUACAGUUUUAAGCUGUUUGCGAUGUUGGGCUGUUUCCAUGUGGUGGUGUGUGAUGACAGCAAGAGCAUCGCAGACAUCAGAGUCCAAGGUAUCGAUGCUUCGGUGGUGGUGCAGCCAAAAGAGACUGAGGUCUUCGCUCGGCUCAGAGACAUCGUGGUCACAGACGUCAGCCCCGACACCAUCCACAAAAAGGCGGUGUCGAUCAUGGGAGAGGAGGUGUUCAGUUUUAAGAUGUCCCUGUUUCCCGAAGCGACGAAAGGCGAAGGCUACAGAGACAUGAGCAAAGUGGACGGGAAAGUGACGCUGCGAAUGGGCUGCAUCCAGAUCAUCUACCUGCACAAGUUCCUCAUGUCCAUGCUGAUGUUCAUCGAUAAUUUCCAGACGGCGAAAGAGGCUCUGAGCCAGGCCACGGUGCAGGCGGCAGAGAAGGCCGCCUCCAGUGUCCGGGACUUUGCUCAGAAGAGUUUCCGUCUCUCCAUGGACAUCAGGCUGAAGGCUCCGCUCAUCAUCAUCCCCCAGGACUCCAACUCCCACGAUGCACUGGUGAUGGAUCUGGGUCUCAUCACCGUCGGCAACAGCUUCUCCCUGGAGCAGGUGGAGGGGGUGGAGCUGCCCGCCGUGGUGGAGAAGAUGGAGGUUAAACUCAGCCAACUCAAACUGUCCAGACUGACCCAAAAACAGACAGUACCUGAUCUGCAGAUGCUUCAGCCAAUCAGCUUCGAGCUGCUGGUCACAAGAAACCUCUGCUCCUCCUGGUUCAACAAGAUCCCAGGAAUCCAGGUCCAAGGAGUCCUGCACUCACUCAAUAUGAGUUUGGGGGAGGAGGACCUGAGUCUGCUCAUGAAGAUCCUGGUCCACAACAUCGGUGAAGGCAGCAAAGUGCAGAGGAACCUCACUCAGGAGAAAGAGUCAGAUGCCCCGGAGCAGCAGCAGGAGGUGUCUCUGCCCUGGGCCCCCUCCUCUGAGCUCACUGCACUUCAACAGGACGAAAUGGAGAACGCCAUCAACCUCCUGCUCAAAUUUGAGAUUAAAGAGGUGAAGCUGACCCUGAAAAAGCCCAAAGACCGUGUGGAGUCUCCGUUCUUGGUUCUUCAUGCGUCUCAACUCGGCAUUGACACAAGAGUCAGAAAAUACGACAUGUGUGCCACGGUUUACCUCAGAGAAAUCAUCAUGAACUGCCUCGAAUUCAAAGAUGCCGGUGGACAGGACCUGUGUCUCGUCAGAUCCUCGGCAGAGACGGGGGCAGAACUACUCAAAGUUCAAUAUUUUAAGGCGGAUCGAAAUGGGCCAAACUUUUCCUCGGUCUUCAAGAACACAGAGCAAAUGAUGAACGUGAUGUUCACGUCUCUGGACCUGGUUCUUCACACCGAGGCUCUGCUCUCCUCCAUUAACUUCCUGUCUGCGGUGAUGGCCCCGAGGAGUUCAGCGUCUGCAGAGAGAGAGACACGAACCAAAGCCGAGGACAAGACUGUGUCCACCAAGUCCACUGCCCUGGUGUCUCCUGUGGAUAACGUGAUCGACCUGAAGGUGAUGGCGACGCUCGGAGCUUUUAACGUUUUGGUUUGUGACCAGAAAAGCAACAUGGCCGACAUCAAAAUCCAAGGUAUAAACGGCUCCAUGUUGGUUCAGGGGCCUCAGACUCACAUCUCGGCUCGACUCAGAGACUUCAUCGUGUUAAACGUGGAUCCAAAGUGCAUCCACAAGAAGGCGAUCUCUAUAGUGGGAGACGAGGUGUUCAGUUUCUCCAUGUCCUUGACUCCAAACGCCACAGAAGGAGCCAGUUACGCCGACACGUCCAAAAGCGACGGAAAAGUGAAGCUCAACGUGGGCUGUGUCCAAGUGGUUUAUCUGCACAAGUUCAUCAUGUCUCUGCUGAACUUCACCAACAACUUCCAGACGGCGAAAGAGGCUCUGAGCCAGGCCACGGUGCAGGCGGCAGAGAAGGCCGCCUCCAGUGUCCGGGACUUUGCUCAGAAGAGUUUCCGUCUCUCCAUGGACAUCAGGCUGAAGGCUCCGCUCAUCAUCAUCCCCCAGGACUCCAAAUCCCACGAUGCACUGGUGAUGGAUCUGGGUCUCAUCACCGUCGGCAACAGCUUCUCCCUGCAGCAGGUGGAGGGCUGCCCUCUGCCCGCUGUCAUAGACAACAUGGACGUGCAGCUGUCACAGCUCAAACUCUCCAGGGCCAGCGUGGGUCUUGAGACCGAGGUGCCCAGUGUGGAGCUGUUGGAGGCCGUGAACCUUCAGCUGAAGGUCAGGAGGAACCUGGCUCCAGCCUGGAACAAAAAGAUGGCCGCCAUCGAAAUCGAAGGAGACAUGAAGCCCAUGAUGGUGGAGCUGAGCCAGUCGGACCUCAAAGUGCUGCUCAGGAUUCUGACUGAAAACCUGGGAGAGGCCGACCACACGGAGACCAGUGUCCCCAAACAAGAGACCGGCGUCCAGCUCAGAGCGCCACCUACAGAAAACGGUGAAAAGCCCGCUGUCUUGAGUCCUGAGGAGCUGGAGGGAUCUGCAGAGACGCUCAAGUUCAACUUCAACAUCGAUUCACUUGGGCUGGUGCUCUACAAUAAUGACCCUACAAAGCCCUCAGUCCUGGAGCACCAGAAGAGCCUGUGUCUGGGUCAGUUUGCCCUCCUCCAGCUCAGAGCCUCCGGGACGAUGCUGAAGAACGGAAACAUGGAGCUGAAGACUGUGCUGACCUCUUGCUCUCUGGACGACCUCAGAGACAACAUGGAGAGGGUCACGUCACGGAUGCUGGGCCGGCGUGAUGAGGGCAGCGUGGAGCCCAUGAUAGACCUGACCCUUCGGAGGAGCGGGCAGGAGCAGGAGGUGGUGGCGGAGCUCCAUAAGAUGAGCCUCUGUGCCAGUGUGGAGUUCCUCAUGGCCGUGGCAGAUUUCUUCGUUAAAGCGUUUCCUGAAGCUCAGAGCCGACCCCAGAGCUCCGGGCAGGGGGAGAGGCUCCCACUGAAGCAGACCACGGGAGGAACCAGCGGAGACAACAAGAGCGGCUCAGUGGUGCGUCUGCGUGCGGUGGUGGUCGACCCUGAGGUGGUGUUUGUGGCCAGUCUGAUGAAGGCGGACGCUCCGGCUCUGGUCGUGUCGUUCCAGUGCGACUGUUCUGUCCAGACCACGGCAGAGGGAGGACAGAACAUGACGGCGCGGCUCAGGGAGCUCCGCGUCCUGGCCUGUCCCUUCAUCAGGGGCAAAAACGACACGGCAGUUACUACGGUGCUGAGGCCGUGUUCUGUGGUGCUGGAGACUGAGACUCAUCCAAACAAACCUCUGAGCGGCUCAGUGACAGUGGAGGAAGUCAUCGUCAAGAUCUCGCCUGUGAUCCUGAACACUGUGAUGACCAUAACCUCGGCCAUGACGGCAGUGAAACCCCAGGCUCAGCUCAACCAGGAGAGGAAACCCGACGUGACGGAUCUGUGGUCGGUCAUGGACAUUUACAGCAGUAACCUGUGGUUUCUGGGCGUGGACCAGGCCACUGAGAUCACCGAGAACUUCAGGGAGAGCGACGGGAGCAACGAGGGAGAGAAGUUCAAGGCAGAGGUCAAGGUGGUGCAGGUGACUCUGGAGUCUGGUCUGGGACACAGGACGGUCCCUCUGCUUUUGGCCGAGUCGUCCUUCAGUGGACAAGCUCGAAACUGGUCCUCUCUGCUCCACCUGAACGGAGACAUGACUCUGGAGGUGAAUUACUUCAAUGAAGUCCACGCUGUGUGGGAGCCUCUGAUUGAGAGAGUGGACAGUGGCACCCGGAGGUGGAACCUGGCUCUGGAGAUGAAGAAUAACCCGGUGCAGGAUCGGAGCCCGGUUCACGGGGAUGAGUUUGUGAUUCUGCCGGAGCCUCGGACGGCCGUCACCAUCUGCUCCAAAGACACCAUGAACAUCACAGUGUCACAGAGCUGCAUCCAGGUCCUCAACAACCUCGCCAAGGAAUUUUCCGAGGGCGCAGCGUCCACGUACGACUACACUCUCAAAGAAAAGCCCCCGUUCACCAUCAGGAACCACCUGGGCAUCCCUCUGAUCGUGCAGCACAGCGCCAACCUGAGGUCGGUGGAGGCGGCGCAGCAGGGCAAACUCCACGAGCUGCCCGUGGAUCAGAGCAUGGACCUGGACUACUCCACGUUUGAGCCGCUGGCCAGAGGAAAACUGUCAGCGCUGCAGAGACAAGAGAGCUGCCUGUUCAACCUCAGCAUCGUUCCCUCCGGUUACAGUGAAAUCUCAAACCUCCCCGUGGACAAACCCGGGAGGCGUCUCUACAACAUUCGUGGUCCGAUGCUGCAGGAGGCUCUGUCUGUGCUUGUGCAGAUCGACGCCGCGGAGGGAAACAAGGUCAUCACCGUGAGAGCGCCCCUACAGAUCAGAAACCAUUUCUCGGUCCCGUUCACCAUCCUCAAGUACUGCCCCUCGUCCAGAGACCUGCAGCCGCUGGGACAGGCCGAACCGGAGAAGGAGUUCCACAUCCCCCUAGAGGCGUACAGGUCUCAGCUGUUCGUGCGGCCGGCCGGACCCCUGGAGCCUCAGUACGGCCCCUCGCUCAGCUGUGUGUCCUGGAAGGAGCAGGUCCACCGCAGUUCAGAGGUCUCCUCUCAGCUCCAGUGCCCGUCCUCGGACAGCGGGAUGCUUCCUCUGAUGGUCAACACGCUGGCGAUUCCAGACGAGCUCCGGCACAUCGCGAAUCACGGAGAGCAGGACUGGGACCCGGCCUACGUCAUCCACCUGCACCCCGUGGCCACGCUCAGGAACCUGCUGCCCUACACCGUGCGCUACCUGCUGGAGAGCUGUGCGGACUCCUUCGAGCUCCCGGAGGGCAGUACCUCAGACCUGCUGAACGCUCGUAUCUCGGGGGAGAUGAUGUCGCUGGUGCUGAGGCGGUACCAGGGCAGAGACUGGCACGGGCACCUGAGGAUCCAGCCCGACCUGCCGGAGUUCGUGUCCGUGAGCCUCUUGUGUGACUCCGACCCCUCCAUGAGCGUGGACGUCAGCGUUCACGUGUCCCGCUCCUCCGCCCGGCUGCUCCUCUCGCUCUUCAGCCCGUACUGGAUCAUCAACAAAACCUCCAGAGUUUUACAGUACAGAGCGGAGGACGUGAGCGUGAAGCACCCCGCAGACUGCAGGGACAUCAUACUCUUCUCGUUUAAGAAGAAGAACCUGUUUAGUAAGAGCAAGCUGCAGCUCUGUAUCUCCACGAGCUCCUGGUCUGAGCCCUUUUCUCUGGACACAGUGGGGAGCUACGGCUGUGUGCGCUGUCCGGCCAACAACAUGGACUUCCUGGUCGGCGUUGGGAUCCAGAUGAGCAGUUUUAACCUGACCAGGAUCGUGAGCAUGAGUCCGUUCUUCACCGUGGUCAACAAGACGUCGUACGAGCUGGAGGUGGGAGAGCUCAUCAACCAGAGCUCCGUACGCUGGCACUACAUGUCCUCCACUGAGUGUGUGCCUCUGUGGCCGGAGAGCCGUUCAGGACAGCUCUGUGUGAGAGUCGUGGGCUCAGAUUUUCCCUCCAGACCGUUUUUCUUCAACAAACAGGACAGGGGCACUCUGCUCAAACUGGACAUGUGUGGGGGGGUCAUAGUGGAGAUCAACAUCGCAGACCACUCCUCAGUCAUCAGCUUCAGUGAUUAUUAUGAAGGAUCUGCUCCGGCUCUGGUCAUAAACCACACGCCCAGAGCCCACAUCAGCUACAGACAGAGUGGCUCUUCAGAGGAGCACCAGCUGAAGCCUGGACAAGCUCAGAGGUUUGUGUGGGACAAUCCAGCAAACACUCGAACUCUGAGCUGGAGACACGGAGAAACCAAAGGAGAACUGGACCUGCUCAAGGAUGAAGUGGGGCAGUUCGCCUUCGACCCCAUGACUCAGAUCCACUGGGUGAGUUUUCUGGACGGGCGUCAGCGGGUGCUGCUCUUCACCGAGGACCUGGCUGUAGUGACCAAAGCUCGCCAGGCGGAGGAGCUGGAGCAGUUUGAACAGGAAGUGAAGAUUUCCCUCCAGAACCUGGGCCUCUCAUUGGUCAACAACACCAGCCGACAGGAGAUCGCCUACAUCGGCAUUCCCAGUUCUGGAGUGGUCUGGGAGAUGAAGCCAAAGAAUCGCUGGAAGCCGUUCAGUCAGAAGAACAUAAACCUGCUGGAGAAGACGUACCAGAGUCAGCUGAGCGGGAAGAGCGAGACGGGCUGGGUCAAACUGGAGGGCAACAUGGAGGUGAACUUGAGCGGCACAAACAUGAUGAUGCAUCAGCCCGUGAAGUGUCCGAUCAGGAGGAACUUCCUGUCUGGGAUCCAGGUGGAGUUUAAGAAGUCAGAGCACCAGCGCAGCCUCAGAGCUCAACUGCACUGGCUACAGGUGGACAACCAGCUGCCUGGAGCCAUCUUCCCCAUCGUCUUCCACCCUGUGCCACCACCAAAGUCCAUCGCUCUAGAUUCAGAACCAAAGCCUUUUAUCGACGUGUCAAUAAUCACCAGAUUCAACGAGCACAGCAGCGUCAUGCAGUUCAAAUAUUUCAUGGCCUUAGUUCAGGAGAUGGCGGUGAAGGUGGACCAGGGUUUCCUCUCCGCCAUCUUGGCUCUGUUCACUCCGGCUGCAGACCCUCAGGCCGACAAACAGAAAUCCAAGUUGAUAGAGAAGGACCUUCAGAUGCUGCAGCCUGAGCUCAUGGAGGCGUCUCUCACCGACAUCACCGGACUCAGCUUCUUUGAGCACUUCCACAUCUCGCCCAUAAAGCUGCACCUGAGUCUGUCCCUGGGCUCCAGUGGAGAUGAUCCGUCUCAGGAGGCGGCUGCAGUUCAGUCUUUAAACCUGCUGCUCAAAAGUAUCGGCGCCACUCUCACCGACGUGGACGACAUCAUAUUCAAACUGGCGUUUUUCGAGGUGAAGUAUCAGUUUUACAGCAGAGACAAACUCAUGUGGGAGGUCAUCAGCCACUACAGUGAACAGUUCCUGAAGCAGAUGUACGUUCUGGUUCUGGGUCUGGACGUUUUGGGGAAUCCGUUUGGUCUGAUCCGAGGUCUGUCUGAGGGCGUGGAGGCCUUCUUCUACGAACCCUUCCAGGGAGCAGUUCAGGGUCCAGAGGAGUUUGCUGAAGGUUUUGUGAUUGGAGUGCGCAGUCUGCUUGGACACACUGUUGGUGGCGCCGCAGGGAUGGUGUCUAAGAUCACAGGCUCGGUGGGGAAGGGUCUGGCUGCGAUCACGAUGGACAAAGAAUAUCAACAGAAACGAAGAGAGGAGAUGAACCGACCGCCCAAAGACUUCGGGGAGAGUUUGGCCAAAGGAGGGAAGGGACUCCUCAAGGGUGUUGUGGGAGGAGUUACAGGCAUCGUCACUAAACCCAUGGAAGGAGCGAAGAAAGAGGGCGCUGCUGGCUUCUUUAAGGGCAUCGGUAAAGGGCUGGUGGGGGUGGUGGCGCGUCCCACUGGAGGCAUCGUGGACAUGGCCAGCAGCACGUUCCAGGGCAUCCAGAGAGUGGCGGAGUCGACGGAGGAGGUGACGAAGCUCCGCCCCGUGCGCCUGAUCAGAGAAGAUGGAAUCAUUCGACCUUACGACCUCUCGGAGUCCAAAGGUUACGACCUCUUCCAGCGCUCUGAGAUUAAACCUUUGGAGGGAGAAGUUUUCAGAGACCAGAGUUCUUACCCCGGACACAGAAAAACCAACAUCAUCGUCACCAACAGGCGUGUGGUGUGUGUGAAGGAGCUGGACUUUGUGAACCACUUCAACAAAGAGUGGGAGUGUCUCUACGAGAACUUCUACAGACCCCCAGAAGUGCACGGAACCGACCUCAAGAUCUACUGCAAGGAAUCGAUGAAGCUGAAGCUGCCAAAGAAGGACGGAGAACAAGGGAGGACUGUACACCUCAAGGACGAGCUCUUGGCACAGAAGUUACACUCUUCGAUCUGUGCCGGUCAGAUGGCUCAGCAGCAGCACCGAAUGUCGCGCCAGCUCUCCACCCGCUUCCUGAAGCCCGCCCACAAACACUGACCUCACUUCCUCUUCCCGUUUCGCACCGGUUACAUUUUUAGGGUCCAUCUUAAACCAUCUUAAAAACAGCCUCUGUUUGUUUAUUUGUGUUUGUUUGUUUACGGAAGCGGGUUUCGUGCUGCUGUAAAAAUACGAACGCUGCCUCUUUAACAAAUGCACUGUUAAUUAACGUCGAUUAAAUAACAAAAUAAUUACUCAAAUUAAUUAAGAAAUGUCCAAAAAAGUCCGUCGGAAAUGUUUUAUCUGAAAAAAAAUGGAUUUAUCACAAGAAAGAAUCAAAUUUUUGGUAUAAGAAACAACGCCGUCCACAGUCAAAACAACUUAAAGCUGCACUAUGUAACUUUUCAGGUCUCCAUGGAGAUCAGUUAUAGCUUCGUCUGGAAUUUUCCGCACUAUGGCUUUAAAUUUACUCCACAGAAUGCCUUUAUACGAGGUCUACCGCGAUUUAAAAUGCAAAACGUUAUGUUAAAUCCAUCCAUAGACUGUUUAUAUUAGAGGAAGUGAGCACGGGCGCACUUCCGGCUCCAUCGGCUCUGGCUCCAGUUCACUUUCUAUUGAAAAAAAAACAAAAAAAAACUUUGCCGAUUUUUUCUGUAACUGCUGCUGUCGGACUCCGAAUUUCGGUCUUAAAGUUCAAAUUUCAAAGCUUUAUUGUUGAUUUCUUCACAUGUACUCGACAAACAAAGGAAUUGGAAUUACGUUUGUCUCGAUCCCGUGUAAAAAAAAACAAAACAAAAAACAACAACAACGAGAGCCAAAUCAAAUCAAAUCUACUUUAUUUCUAUAUCCCGUUUCACCAAAAACGGUUUCCAAAGUGCUGCACCAAUACAAACUAAUAACAACAAUAAGAAAAUAAUGGUAAAAUAAACACUUAGAUUUAAUCAAACUCGUCUUAAAUUAAUAAAACCAGUAAAAUCAAAUAAGAGCAAAAGCAAUAAAUAGAUAAAAACAAUAAAAUACAUUACAAAUAAAUAAAUAGAAGACACAGAGGACCAUACAACUCACGCAGAGAAUAAAAAUGGGUGUUAAGACGUUUUCCGCUGUUAGGAUCCAACAACAACAAUUACGAUGUCUGAAUCCCAAAACUAAAAUAUGACGAUAUCAGAACCAGAAACAAAAGUGAUAUGGUUCAAAAGACUUGAAAAGAUCGACUUUGACAAUAGACUCAUCCCACUGGGAAAACAAACAUGGAGGUUUGAUGCUCACUUUUUCGGAAAAUCCUUCCCAGUAUGAAAUGCGCGAUGACCGGAAGUCCGAGAUUCGUGAUGCGUGUAUACAAAGUGUUUUACAGAAUAAGAAACACAUUAAAAUCACAAUUAAAACAAAUCAAAACAUAAACAGUCAUCAUAAAAUUAAAAAGAAAGAGAAACAUUAAAUUAGAGAGAAGAGCGCGGAAUGAAAACUGAACUGGUCCAUUCCCUCAAAGUGUUUUCUCCGGAAGAUCUUCUGUCACAUUUUAUUCCACAUAUGGUCUUAAAAUGUUCGUAUUAACUCGCUCUACACGAUCCUGGUGUUUUUAUUCCGCUAUUUUGUCCGUUAAUCAAUUCCUCUUCCUAAUUUGGAGCUCCUCCUGCUCCAAAUUCACCUUUAUAACCGCAGCCUCGAUGAGCUUCAUUUGACUGGAACCGAACGCCGUAUACUUCUUUAAACAGUUUAUUCUUGCGUCUUUAAAUUAAAUAUGUUUAUGUCUAAUGAUAUUAAAAUAGUAAUAGAGUAAUUCUAAUCAAAAACAAGCCAUGGGAAAAAAAAAAUUCCCAAGCAGUGAGUCUGGAAAACUGAACGAAAAAAAAAAAAAAAAAAAAAAAAGAACAAUUUAACGCACCUUUGCCCAAACUAACAUCACAAAAAGUUAAAACGUUUAGUACUUUAAAACCAAAAAUAAUAAUCUGCUAUCAAACAUUAAUAAUUAAACAAGCAAAUUAGAACAAAUUAACUGUAUUUAUGAUUUAAAAGUAAAAAUAUAUUAGUAUUUUUCCCAACAAAAGUCCAAAUAAUUCUAAUUUUAUUGCACUAUUUGUGUUUCUGUCACUUUCUGAAAUUGUUUAACUGCCAUUUAGCGAUUCUGUUUCCAUUUUUUGUUUUAAUUUUUUAAUCUUUUAUGUUGAAAUCUUUUACUUUUUAUUAUAUUUUUAUAUGCGUUGUGGAGAUCAGGGUUUUCUGUAGUGUCUGCAGAACUAGAGACGGUGUGCGGGGGUUUUAAGACGAGGAGUUUACACGGAAACGUAAGAAAAACUGACACAUUUGUCCAUUGAAAGUGUUUUGUUUUUUGUUUUUCAUCAUUAAUUGCACUAAAAUAUGAAGUUAAAGCCAUGAAAAACUAUGCAAAGAGACUACUGGCCUUAAAAAAAAAAGAGUAAUGGUGUAAAAAUAAAGGUCCAAAACUGACUCUCGUGAGCUUUAAGUCAUGUUAGAAUCACGUUUCCUCCUCAAAAACAAACCUGGACUUGUGUUUUGUUUGUUUAUUAUUACUUUUUUAUUCAUUUGACACAUUUCCAGGUCUGUUUGUGAUUAGAAAACAUUAGAAAAUAGCAUAAAAUGGGCCCUUUAUUCGUGUUGUUCCUGCUGUCUGACCUGUGUAAAGACGAUUUUGUUUUGGGUUUAAAAAACACCGGCUGGAAAGAAAUGUACUGAUUUAAAUAUAAAAAUACAUUUAUACCAAUGAAGAAA